Molecule: messenger RNA, 6661 nt
Organism: Monopterus albus (swamp eel)
Lineage: Eukaryota; Metazoa; Chordata; Actinopteri; Synbranchiformes; Synbranchidae
Gene: anks6
Product: ankyrin repeat and sterile alpha motif domain containing 6
Biological process (GO): innate immune response
Cellular component (GO): cytoplasm
Molecular function (GO): protein binding
Source: RefSeq, a predicted model, not a curated record
GGCAGAAGUCCCGCGAUGUUUGGUUGAUGCUGGUCAGAUUCCUCAAUGAGUAACGUAGCUGGAGCAUCGGCCUCUCGCCAGGAAUUGUUUCGUGGAAAGUCGUUAAGUUAUGUUUGAAAUGUUAUGAUGGAAACUGAUGCUUGUGUGUAGUGCCUGAGAACAAGAGGAGCAGUUGGUGACUCGGAGACUAAACGUAUUAUAAUGGUUCUAAUGUCUAGCAUCCUGUUAUAUGGUUCUGCAUGUUAUUGCCUGAAAGAAUGUGAGAGGGGGGCGCUGUGAGGUGUGUGGGAGGAGAGAGAGCGAGGAAGAGCAGGCAGAUGUUGGUGUUGUUGUGGAGUGUUGAAUGUUGAGAGUUUCAAAAGAGCUCGUUAGUGUGUGCUGUGACUAAAACAACAGCAUGGAAGCCUGUUAAGUUAUUACAAAUAAAAGGACAUUGAUACCACAAGAACGUCUGGCUGCUUGUGUAGGAACGGAGAGUAUUACAGUAUUUUACCGUGUGUCACCUAAAACACAGGCCGCCGCUGAGUGACAGAGAAAAACGUUUUGGACCGUUUUUGUCGAUGUAAACACUGGAGCCAAAUGGAGGCUAAAUUUUAAAUUUUUAAUGAAGAGAUGAAUUUCGACGUCUCCGCUAACUCUCUCCUGAUUUUCCGUGCUUGCGAUGAGGGGGACUAUGAAACGGUCCGGGGCAUCCUGGAGCCGGGAGCCCCGAAGGAGUCCGGGCGGCAGAGCAGGCUGCGGUCAGAAGCGGGGUCGGAGUGCAACGCCGCGGGCAUGUCGUCGCUGGUCCCCGUGGAAUGUACCGACGAGGAGGGGAACACCGCCCUGCAGUUCGCCUCGGCGAGCGGCCAUGAGAACCUGGUGCGGUUUUUGCUACGGAAGGGGGCCUCGGUGGACAGCCGAAGCUGGACCCCGCUGAUGCAGGCUGCUAGGUUUGGUCACCUGAGUGUCGCCCACAUUCUUUUGGAGAACGGGGCAGAGAUAAAUGGACGCAACAGGCUAGGUGCAAGUGUCCUGACUAUGGCGGCCCGUGGGGGCCACACUCAUGUAGUGAAACUCCUCUUAGAGAGCGGGGCCUACGUCGAUGACUACGAUCACUUGGCUGUUUCUGCAGAGACAGUGUGCAAUGGGAACAACAACAACAGCUGCAGCGUGGCUGGUUUUGGAGGUGGUGAGGGCUGUCCAGGAGGAAGUGGCGGCAGAGAAUUCAUGGAUAUCACAGCCCUGAUGGUGGCGUGUCAGCACGGCCAUGAGGCCACAGUACGUCUGCUGCUAGAGUGGGGCGCUGAUGUCAACUUCUCUCAGAAGACCACCGGCUGGGGACCACUAAUGGUGGCCACUCUCAGUGGGAAGGUGGUUGUGGCUCAGCAGUUAGUGGAGCGUGGAGCUGACCCAGACCGAAUCAACGUUCUGUCCAAAACAGCCUUCGAACUCACCAUGCAGCUCAGGCAGAGAGACAUCAAGGCCUACCUGGAUGCCAUCACCACUGUGCGACCCCAGACAGACGAUGAGAGAAGGAGACCAGAUGUGUUCAGUGCCCUCAAGUUGGGAAAUUCCCAGCUUGUUAAAGAGAUCUUGGAGGAGGAUCCCGCUCAGGUAAAUUCAUCCAAUCAGGAGGGGGCGUCACCUCUGAUGAUGGCAGCAGUGAGCGGGCAGUUAGAAGUGGUGCAGCUGAUGGUGGAGAAGAAAGCCGACAUAGAUAAACAAGAUUGCGUCCAUGGGUGGACUGCACUAAUGCAGGCCACCUAUCAUGGUAAUAAAGACAUUGUCAAGUACUUGCUGAGUCAAGGGGCUGAUGUCAACCUUCGAGCAAAGAAUGGAUACACAGCCUUUGAUUUGGUUAUGCUGCUGAAUGACCCAGACACUGAGCUGGUGCGUCUGUUAGCAUCAGUGUGUAUGCAAGUAGAUAAGGACAAGUCGAAACACUGCAGCAGUCGCUCCAAAAUGAGUCACUCCAAAAGCCGACAGUCCCUCAACAAUGUCCCUGUGCCACCUGUGGACAAGGGUGACCUUAAGUCCUGGUGGAGUAGGAUGUCAAAUCGGUUCCGGCGCCUUAAGCUGACUCACACCCUGAGGCACGGCCUCUCAUCCAAUCGCCUGGCUCCAUUUCCCAACAAUGCUGAAACUCCACUGGAUGCCACGAUAAAGGCAAAUAUAAAAGUUACUGCUGGGUCUAAUGGCACGCUGGCACCAGCUCCUGUCCUGGGAGAGAACGAUGCCAGCAACACGUGGGCUGUCAAGAGUAAAGAUGCUGGUCUCUGCAGGGCAUCCUCAGAAAAGGAGGACCUCCUAAUAACCACAAUGCUGAGAAGUGGUGCACCCUUGACUCGGCUGCCCAAUGACAAACUAAAAGCAGUAAUCCCUCCCUUCCUCCCUCCCUCCAACUUUGAGCCAUGGAACUCAGACCGUUUACGCUUCCUCAGGAGCGAAGCGCCCCGCCUGCCCAUACCACCGCAAAGGAAACUCAACAGCAAUGGAAACUCGGAUAUUACGUCGAUCAGUCGUGUAGUUAGCAGGUCCAUUAAGUUUCCCAGCAUCCCCAAGGGGCCAUCCUCCUCCUCCCCUUCCAAUUCUGGUCACUACCACUCACCUCACUCCUCUGGAGGCUCCAAUGGAGUGGCAGGACUCAACCGGGAUUCUCACAACCGUUCAGGGGGCAGUGCAGACAGCGUUCUCUCCCAGAUAGCAGCUCAGAGGAAGAGAGCAGCAGGCCUGAUGGAUGCAAAGGUCCAGGCUUCAGAAAAACAGCCCAGCCAGACACAGGGCCAACCAGCACAGAGCCUGCUGCAGCCUGACAUCAGCCUCCCUGACAUCCACUCAAGAAGGAAGAUAGAGCUGAAGAAGAGACCUCAGUCAGGGAACUCCUCCACCUCCAAGAGCACGUCACCCACUCUGACCCCAUCUCCUUCGCCAACGCCCAAGCCUCCAGCUGGGCCGGGGGACUCUCUGUCAUCAGCCUCUUCCCAUCCUCGCUCCAAGAGCAGCGGUGGCUCCAGCAGUGGAACCAUUACUGAUGAAGAUGAGCUUUCUUGUAUCUUGAAGAAACUGUCCCUGGAGAAAUACCAGCCCAUAUUUGAGGAACAAGAGAAAACAGAUGGACCCAGGCAACAGAUCCUGGCUGCCAUAUCAGAACUCAAUGCUGGAAAGGGCCGAGAAAGACAGAUCCUUCAAGAGACCAUCCAUAACUUCCAGUCUUCCUUUGGUAGCAGUGCCAGUAACCCAAGACAACCAGCUCAGACAGGUGGGAUGAGACACCAGGCUCGUUCCUCUAACAAGAGAUAACUGGUAGCCCUGACCUAUCAGGAAACACGUCAAAGGCUCAUAGAGGUGCUAGUGCAAGGGAACGCUGCUAGCACAACGACCAAGCAGGCUCUGAUAAUUGGCCUUUAUAGGGCCCACCAGUACAGACCUCCCUGAAAGUAUUCCACUAUUGGAUCCUGUACCAGGGGAUGUGUGACAGAGUGCUGGCUGGCUCCAGCACCCUGCUGCAGGUCGUCAAAGCACGUGCAAAGUGUAUUUAUUUGACACAGUGAUUCAGUUGCCACAUCUAGUGCUAAUGCAGCACAGGGGUUUCACAGUUAGGUAGCGAAAGACAAGAAGAUAAGAGUGAGCAGAGAACAGUUUUGUUUUUACUGAACUAAUGUGAAUUAAUGCGAUGCAGCUUUUAUGUCUUGAAAGCGGCAAGUUAAAGCAGGAGAAAGGAAGUAUAAUAAUAUAAAAUAAACCAUGUUAGCCAAUAAUAAUUGCAACCAUUUUCUGGGGGAAGGGGUGCUCUCCCUCUCGCUUCCCUCUCCAGGUUUGGCACAUUGAAUGCUCAGUCAUAUGUGAGCUGGUAAGAGCACAGAAGAGCGAAAAUUACAUUUGGAAUGGAUUAACAUUGCUGUGGCAUGUGAGCAGAAAAUAGUGACUCAUUCAAUUUCCUCCCAGUUGUUUUUACUCAUACAGUUUUGACUGGAUUGAAUUACAUUUAACAAAUAUAGUCUCUAACUGUCAAUGCUGUAGCAAGCAACAACAGACAUACCUUAGAUCAUGGGCCCACAGAGGAUACAAAAUCAUCCAGAAGAUUAUUCCCUUAAUGAAUAACAAAACAGACAUCAUCUUAUUUUUUUCUGUUAAAGACAUGAUCCCAGUACAAGACAGAAUAUAGGAAAUUACAGGAAAUCGCCUCUCGUGCUUGAGUUCCAUUGAAAACACAAAAACUUUCCCCCACUGUAUUUCAACUCUUAGAAAUACACCAUUUUAAACUAUGGAUUGUUACUGUGCUUUGCUCCAGCAGGUGUAUGGAAAAUGUUGGGUUGGGGAUGAAGUACAAACCAAGUGGCUUACUCUCCCCUCAGGUUGACAAAGUGCCAGCAUUUCAGAGUCUUUUCCAGUGGCUUCAGUGCUGCUAUCAUGUAAUUCACUUUGUGGCCAUUGGCCUCUGGCAGUACAAGGCUAUGCGAUUUUCAGAGGUUCCUCACCUACGUAGGACGGUGACUUUGUUACCUUGUUUGUGUGCCAAAUUUGAAUGGUGGUGGCCAUGAACAUGAGAGAAAGUGAGGCUUGGUCUGCUAGUGCCUUUGACUGAGGGGGGAGCUGGGAUUGAAGGGCUGAGCCUUCUGGAACUUUCACUCCAAGCUGUAUAACUUUUAAAUAACAAUUAGAGCUAUAGUACAUCCAAUAGCAGGCAUGCACAACUAUAAUAAUCAUUGGUUCUGACUGUGCAAACAAUGUCCAAACAUUGCAAUCCACUGUCAACAUUUAUUUUGCAAAGUGACUCAUUUAGCUUGCAGGGUUUCCCAGCAUCCAGGAUGUUACACAACAGUGAAGCCCUUUUUUUUUACAUCUCUCUGUCUCCCUGGUUUGCUGUGUACUUCACACGGACAAAAACAAAUCCACAAAGCUGUGAUGGAGCAGAUUAAAGAGAGACUGAGAGGAUGGAGGAGGAAGACAGCCUCACUUUGACCCUUGUUCUGACCAUAACAUCCAAAUGUGCAUGAAGGAUCAACCCCCUCAGAGUCCAACACAUAAUUUUCCCUCUCAAACCAAUGGACACAGCUCUUGAUUUGGGUGAAUGAUUCAAAUAUUCACCCAGAGGUCAAACCAUACAGAUGACCAACUUUUCAUAACAGAUUUGAUCAGAAAGAAAUGUUAUUGCUUUGUUAUCUACCAGCUUGACAUAAAACUCAAUCUUAUAUCUAUUUUUGAUCAAUUUUGCUAUGUGCCACUGUGUAAAAUCAGGUGUAAAAUCAGAUGCCAAAUCACUUGGUGUACUGUAGCUCUUGACCAGAACUUGAUUAAAAUGGUAUUUGCAGUAACAAAGCCACAGGCAUAGAUGCUCAGAUGCUCUGGGACAGUAUUGCAUCCUUCAGGAGAAGCGCACACUUCUGAUGUCCUAAAACUACUUGGAUAAGAUAAAACAAGAUCUGCUCAAAUAUUUAAACACUUGUCAGGGUUUUUCUGUUCUGUGCUGAUUAUUUUUGAGGGCUAUACUGACACCACAGAUAAUGCACAGCCGCCAUGCAGUUCUAAGUUUUGUUAUAGUUGUAUCUUGUCGGAUCAUUUUGUGCAUCACGAGCUAUUUCUGUCAAAGUCCCAGGAAAAACAUCGACCUGUUCAGCUGUGGUAUGAAACACUUCUGAGUCACUGUGGCAGAAUUUCUGCAGGUAUGAAUAUGAACAACUGAAAUCAUGCUUUUGUUUUUUUAUGUACAAAAGCAUGGAUGCAUACAUGUACUGUACAGUAGGUCUGAACAGUAUUUCUGCAGGCCCAAAUGGUCAGAACAUAUUGUACAUCCUGUCCAACCUAGACUAUGCUGGUCUGAGUGAGGUCAUAUUGUUAGAAAUGGACAAAAUGUAGGCCAACAACUUAGAUUACACAUUUUCUCAAAUUGUUUCCUCACACAUUCACAAGGUUACUGAUGGAUAAGAACAUACUGGUGUGCCAAGACUGUUAUCCAUACUGUGGUUAAUUAUAUUUUGGCAGAUACUGAGAAAUCAUGACAUGACAAAUCAUGUUUGGUACUUUUCUGAUAUUGACCAUCCCAUUAAUUGUGAAUGUCCAUUAGUUUUAGACUUGUGAUAUCACAGCUCUGCAUGUCUCCUGAAAUCCCCCGGUGAUGCAAACAGAGACAUCUUAAUCAAUAAAAGCCACAUAUUUGCACCGGGCUGAUUGUUUUCAGUAUUUGGCUUUAUGGUCAUCAUUCUGAAAUGUGUAUUUAGCCUCAAACAGACAUGCACUCACACACACCCACACAACUGCAUGCAAAGGUAUGCUCCAGCAGCAUUAGCAGAGCUUUAAACCUGGGCUAAUCUGGAAUAAGCUUGACUAGUGUUGCAUUACAUUUGCAUGAAACUUUAAUUGCAGCACCUGACUGUGUUAACCAGGCCUUAGACCUCAACACCAUCCCUGGUGGACACUUUGACACAGCAGCGUGAUAAAACAGCAUUCUGCUCUGUCAAAGGUGCAAACCAACUGAUGUGUACUAGAGUUAUAUUUCAAAACAGCCAGGAGGGUAGGAAAAUUAUGAGGACUAAAUGACACGCCUCAGGUUUCCUUGUCAUAUCAACCACAAAAACAAGGCCACUGUGCUCCUAAUUUCAUUUACUGGCAUUACUGGGGACCAGUGGUGAUUUAUUUAGAACUCACCACACACUGCUAAAGGCCCUCUGGUCACUGCAGA